UGUACGAGUUUCAAACAAAAUCGGAAGUGGAAACUCUAAAGGAGCCAAAUUUGCGACAAUAAUAGUGGUUUUGACGUCACUAUCAAUAGGAGUCAUUCUCUUCUUUGUCUUUCUGUUUCUAAGAGGAAGGGUUUCGUACAUUUUCACAACAAGUGAAGUUUUUGCCGCACAAGUUGCCGAUCUUUCUCCAAUCUUAGCCUUUUCCAUCCUCUUAAACAGUGUUCAACCUGUUCUCUCUG
Molecule: messenger RNA, 239 nt
Organism: Eruca vesicaria subsp. sativa (arugula)
Lineage: Eukaryota; Viridiplantae; Streptophyta; Magnoliopsida; Brassicales; Brassicaceae
Source: the annotation of a GenBank genome assembly